UUUUUGUAAAAUCAAGUAUAUAGUGUCGCACGUUAAACCAUAAGAUAAAUCUUGCUCGUUUUAAUAUAAUUAUAUUUCACUCGAAAGGACAAAUAUAAUGAUGGAAAUUUGUCUUAAACAGCUCAUGUUUGUGCUGGUAUUAACAGCAACGCUGGCCGUAGAUGCUAAUGUAAGGAGAAAAUUAAGCGUGCUCGAAAAACGAAUUGGCUUGGUAGAAUUACGUAUGAAUACCGACAACGAACAGGCAAAUGAAAUGUUUACAAUGUUGCAACAAAAUUACGAGGACAUAAAUGAUUCUUUCCAUCAUCUAAAUGAUCAGAAGUGUCCUCAAAACAUGAAUGGGGAAGAAAAAGGUGAGAAGACAAAUGUAAAUACAAAAGAUAUCAUUGAAAUGCAGACUCAAAGUCAAAUGUUGGUGUCGCUUGGAAUCGAAAGCGAGAAAAAAUGGACAAGGGAUCAAGUUGGAAAACUUACUAAUCAGUUAAGUGAAUAUACCGAUUUGUUAAAGAGGCAGUGUUCAGAUCUUUCAAAUCAGAUUGAUUUACAAAAUGAUCAGGUGACAAAAAACUAUUCAAGACUCAAGGAUAUGAAUGACGCUGUUGUCAAGAAAAAUGAACAAAUGGAAGAUCAAAUGAAUUUGAAUCUCAAGAGGAUAGAAACGAUGCUAAACACACUGCAAACAGAAAUAGAAUCAUUAAAAGCUAACACUUUUUUUUGUCCAACAGGUUGGAUAAGAUUCCUAUCAUAUUGCUACUUGCUUGUAAAUGAGGGGAAGAAUUUCGAUGAAGCACGUGCUUAUUGUGAUUCUGUCGGGGCAUCUUUGGCAGACUUUACAAGUCAAACAGAAAAUUCUUUUGUCGUUGAAAAUUUACAAAUCGAUAGGAUGACGUGGAUUGGAAUCUCUGAUGAGGAGACAGAAGGAACAUGGGUUUCAUUGAGAACAGGUCAAUCUGCUAGUUUUACAAAUUUUAGACCAGGACAACCGGACGGAGGAACCCGCCAGAAUUGUGUAAUAAUCGGAAAUAACACCCCAGUUGAUGUGGAAUGACUUGGGAUGCUCCGGCAAAUUUCAAUCUAUUUGUAAAAUGUAUGCCAGCAUUUCUACAUAAGUGUGAUGAUAUACAUGUAUAUAUCGGUUGAAUGCAACAGGUAUAUGCUAAGGGAAAAGUAGGAGGUACCGAGGAAUUAUUAGUAUGCUAAGCUUGCUCCAUUGAUAAGAUAGCUGUACAUGUAGAAUAAUGAAAUACCUUUUUAACAAACCUCUCAUAUACCUCGUAUAUGUUUUUAUUAUGUAUUUCAAGGUUUACUUUGUAGUGAAAUAUAAUUUCUUAAUAAAUUUUCUUAAUAAUAUACUAAUGCAAUUUCCGGACGUGGCCGAAACUCGCAAAGAAUUAUGUUCGAUUUCAACAACCUUCAUUCCAUUGCCUUUUAUCAUUUUUGUUACAAUAAAUCUACUAUACAU
This is a messenger RNA of Ruditapes philippinarum (Manila clam), 1462 nucleotides long. Its product is annotated as asialoglycoprotein receptor 1-like. Gene Ontology annotation, molecular function: signaling receptor activity. The transcript has 2 exons. The record is from RefSeq and is a predicted model, not a curated record. Lineage: Eukaryota; Metazoa; Mollusca; Bivalvia; Venerida; Veneridae. The coding region runs from base 98 to 1048 and encodes 316 amino acids.